UGCCUGGUCGAUAUCGUCGCUUAGCAACUUUUCAACAAUCUGUCCAGGAACACCCACAAAACCAGUGUUUGAUAAGACGUCGACAAUGGAAGACAUCAAAACCAAAAGCAUUCACCACACUGCCAUAAAAAUCUGUGAAGACUUCAAAUCGUCUCCCUCUUAUCAGGCCCUCUUCCAGGAUCUACAGAAAUUAGUGUCCACCCCCAGUGUAAAAUAUGACGAUUUCAAGGAAAGUCUACUCAAGGCCAUGAAAGAUAACGGCCUGGACGCCGGUUUGCGAAACAAUGUGUAUCAUUGGAUGAAAACAAAGAAGAAAGAAGUGUCUUCGCCUUACGACGCGUUUUUCCGAAAAGCACAAAUUCACUGGGACAAAAGAAUCCACAAAUCACUGAACUCGAUGUGUGCCGAACUUGGGAUCAACCUUGCGAAGGCGCGAACUGUGGCAGAAAGGGAGGAAAUUGCGAGUAAAUGGGGCGAACUUAGCAAUUAUGAGGUCGACAUUCAUAAAUACAGACCGGUGUAUGCGCCGAAAGACUUUCUGGAAGUUUUGCUAAACCUCAAAGGACCAACAACGAGGACUAAAGGUUGUCCGAAAUGGGAAUUUGCGCAAAUGCCUCUCAAAGUCAAGAAUUUAACGGACUUGAGAUGUCUCUACUUGGAGCUUUCAAGAGGCGAGCAAAUCUUGGGCAUCAACUGCUCAAUGAUGUCUCCACACUACAGUACGUUAGAAAGCGAACGCAUAACACUUGGUGAAAAAGUCUUAGCUAAGAAUUACGCCCCCAUGGCGCAAGAAUUCCUGAAAAAGGGCUGCCCCCAGUGCUUGAGGGCCAAAAUCUGGACUUUAGUUUUAGGAGCCGAUGUUAAACCUUACCAUUAUUCAUACUUCGAGUCGCUGAAAGAAAGCGUCCUCCAGUACGACUUAAUGAUCGAUAAACUGAUCAUCAAAGACAUCAACCUGACGGCAUCAAACGACGAUCAAUAUUUCGUGUUUGAGGACGUUUUGUACCAGGUGAUGUUGUGUUUUUCGCGCGAUGGAGAAAUCCUGAAAGACCUCUCCACUCAACCCGGAUUCAUGCAAGUCGUGAUCAAAGGCAAACAGAACGGUGCUGAAAACACGAUUAUUUUCCCACCAAGUGGCGUAAUCCCAUUUCACGGCUUCACAAUGUACGCUGCCCCUUUUUGUUACUUGUAUGACGACCCGAUCCAACUGUAUUUCGUGUUUCGCACUUUUUACAUUCGUUACUUCCACCGUUUGCAUCGCGUGUGUGGAAAUCCGCAAGGAGUGGUUGCGUUGUGUCUUCAGUAUGAGAAAAUGUUGCAGUGUUUUGAGCCCAGUCUUUGGCACCACUUUCGCAAAUGUCAAAUUCAUCCCGUUCGAGUGGUAAUUAAGUGGAUAAUGCGCGCGUUCAGUGGACAUCUACCACCUGAACAGUUGUUGAAUUUAUGGGAUUUGAUUCUGGCGUAUGAUUCGCUCGAGAUUAUUCCGCUGUUGGCGCUUGUGAUUCUAGUUUUUCGGAAAGAGAAUUUGUUGAAAGUGAAUACGUUGCAAAAUAUUGAAGCUGUUUUGGCGGAUUUGUCGUCGAUUUCUGUUAUUCCGUUGCUGCAAAUGGCGCUUUUGAAAGAGUGAGUUGUUGGAAAUGGUCCAUCACUGCCAUUUUGUAAUUUUGUAUUGUUAUAUUGUAUUGGUCUAAUAAAGUUGAUAGAUAAAAUUAAAA
This is a messenger RNA of Tribolium castaneum (red flour beetle), 1715 nucleotides long. RefSeq lists its product as uncharacterized. The coding region runs from base 86 to 1627 and encodes 513 amino acids. The transcript has 7 exons. NCBI's taxonomy places the organism in Eukaryota, Metazoa, Arthropoda, Insecta, Coleoptera, Tenebrionidae. The record is from RefSeq and is a predicted model, not a curated record.